Fusarium tjaetaba is the source of this 1566-nucleotide messenger RNA. Its product is annotated as major facilitator superfamily transporter. NCBI's taxonomy places the organism in Eukaryota, Fungi, Ascomycota, Sordariomycetes, Hypocreales, Nectriaceae. The coding region runs from base 1 to 1566 and encodes 521 amino acids. The record is from RefSeq and is a predicted model, not a curated record. The transcript is spliced from 2 exons. Gene Ontology annotation, cellular component: membrane. Gene Ontology annotation, molecular function: transmembrane transporter activity. Gene Ontology annotation, biological process: transmembrane transport.
AUGGCCGAGAAGACGUCACAGCUAGCUGUUGCUGAGAAAAAACAGUCUCCUCUCCCUAGCAAGUUGGGCAAGGAGGACACUGAUAGUGAGAGCAUUGUGGCCGGUGAGAAUUCCAGUACCGACGAGUCCGAGUUAUUCCUUCAGCAACAUGGAUUCACAACCGAGUAUCUCAAUGAACUUGUAUUGGACAGCGAGAAGAACAAGCGACUGGUGAAGAAAGUCGAUAUGGUGCUUUUGCCAUUGAUGGCCGGCACCUACGUCCUCCAGUUCAUCGACAAACAAGCUCUCUCAUACUCUGCCGUCUUCGACCUCCUAGAUGAUACCGGCACCACCCUCAAGCAGUAUAGCUGGUUUGGUAGCAUCUUCUACCUCGCCUACCUGGUUGCUGAAUACCCAUGGUCCUUCCUUGCGCAGAAGACUCUGAUGGGCAAGGUCGUUGCUGGUUGCAUUAUUGCUUGGGGGAGUAUAAUGAUGAUCACUGCUGCUAGCAGCAACUUCGCUGGCCUUGCAGUAUGCAGAUUCUUCCUUGGCAUAUUCGAAGCCCCUAUUACUCCAGUUUUCAUGAUGAUCGUUGGCAUGUGGUAUACCCGGCAAGAGCAGCCUUUCCGCGCUGGCGUCUUUUACAGUUGCAACGGCAUCGGCCUCAUGCUUGGUGGACUCCUCAGCUUCGCCAUUGGUCAAAUUGACGGAUUCAAAGUCUGGAAGGCCAUUUUUAUUAUUUGUGGUGGCAUCACAGUUCUUUUUGGGGGCCUUAUGCUUUGGAAGCUGCCCGACAACAUCUUGCGGGCCAAGGGCUUCAGCUUGGAGGAAAAAGCCUUGCUUAUCGGUCGCGCCAGGCUGGCCAAGACUGGUGUGCUGAACCGCACUAUCAAGUGGGCUCAGGUCUGGGAGUGUCUGGUGGACCCUCAAAUCUGGCUUCUGAUCAUCUUCGUCUUGGUCAACGAGGUAAUCAAUGGAGGUGUUUCCAAUUUCGGCUCUUUGAUCAUCAAGGGUCUAGUUGACGAUGCACUUCUCAGCGUUGUUUUGGGCAUUCCACAAGGUGCUUUUCAAUGUUUCUGGAUCCUUUCCGGAACUUGGCUGGCAUCGAGGUACCAGAACAUGCGGACUGUUAUCAUGGCUGUGUAUAACAUCCCUACAAUGCUUGGUCUUUGUUUGAUCUGGAAGCUUGACCGUGAGAGCCAGAAAAUUGGACUUCUCUUCGGAUACUACAUGGUAACAGCAUACGUGACUUCACUUGUGUUGGCCUUGCAAAUGCCGUCUUCUAAUCUUGGAGGCUAUACAAAGCGCGUUACCGGUACUGCACUGGUAUUUGCCGCUUACUGUGCUGGCAAUGUUAUCGGCCCACACGCCUUUCUUGCCCGCGAGGCUCCCAUCUACCAAACUGGUGUUAUCGUCAUGCUAGCUUGUAGUGUGGCCCAGGUGGUGUUGGCUGUUAUGUUGCGAUACCUCCUGAUCCUGAGGAACAGGAAGCGUGAUCAUGCUGCGGCCGAGUCUGUUCAGACGCCAGAGGAUACAAGCGCCGACGUGACUGACUUUAAUAAUCCCCAUUUCAGAUACGUUCUGUAA